This is a messenger RNA of Saccostrea echinata, 969 nucleotides long. RefSeq lists its product as uncharacterized. The transcript is spliced from 2 exons. The record is from RefSeq and is a predicted model, not a curated record. The coding region runs from base 1 to 969 and encodes 322 amino acids. Lineage: Eukaryota; Metazoa; Mollusca; Bivalvia; Ostreida; Ostreidae.
AUGGAAGGAAGACUAAAAGCUAUACGAGCCGGCAACAGAUCAGCAGUUACAAAGCUAUUUGGACGGUUUUUGGACUUGAAGGAAAAUCCAGCCAGUGAAGAAAUUACCGAGGAAAUCAACAUAAUUAGAAAGUCUCUCGCGCUGAAAAGGCAGACCCUACACGAAUUGAACGACCGCAUAUUGGAUAUUCCAUCUGAAGAGGACAUCGAAACAGAAAUCGCAAAUACAGAUGAGUACAUGUAUGAAUUAGACUCAGCACAAACAAUAGCAGGAUUUGCGCUUACAAAUGCUAAUUACGAAACGGCAAUAGACUUGCUCAAAGAACGAUUUGGUCAGCCACAGAAAAUUAUUAACGCUCAUAUGAGAGCACUCAUCGAACUUCCUUCCCCCAGAAAUGAUGCCAUUAGUUUAAGAAAUUAUGGAGAUUUCUUGGAAUCUCAUGUCAGGUGCUUAGAGUGUCUAGGACAAAGACAAGAGAUGUUUGGAGCAUUGCUUAUUCCAGUCAUAUUCAACAAGCUACCAUCUGAAAUUGGGAAAAACAUUGCACGUGAGUACGAUGGUGACAACAUUUCACUACAAAAUCUUCGUAAAGCUAUCAGCAAAGAAGUCAAAAUCCUUGAAUCAGGCCAGAUUGAAAAUAGUGAUGGAUUUCACGCAACAGCAAUGUUUCUUACUGGAGCCUCAAAGAAACAACGCAACGUUCAUUAUUCACGUAAUCAGAAAACAAGAGGGUCAACUCCUCAUGUUGAAACAACAGAGAUGAAGAGCCGCCCAUGCAUUUAUUGUUGCACAGAGAAUCAUUUUCCAGGGGAUUGUAAGAAAGUUACAGACGUAAGUACAAGAUUCGACAUCUUAAACGGAAGAAAUUAUGUUUCAACUGCUUGGGAAACCACCGCGCCUCAGAUUGUAAAUCCCGCAACAGGUGUAAAAAGUGUCAGAAAAAACACCACACAAGUAUAUGCGACAUGA